GGCAGGAGGCAGUCCCCUCGUGCCCAGGUCCUGUCUCACAGGCUGAGGGCAGAGCCCAAAGCCGGGAUAAAAGGGCUUCAGAGUCAGAGCACCUCCAUACACUCCUCUCCUGAGGUGCUGACAGACCCACUGCUGCCUGUGCACCGCUCCUGACCCCGCCAGCCGAGAUGUCCUGCCAGCAGAACCAGCAGCAGUGCCAGCCCCCUCCCAAGUGUCCCGCGCCCAAGUGCCCCCCCAAGUGCCCCCCCAAGUGCCCCCCAGUCUCUUCCUGCUGCGGCUCCAGCUCUGGGGGCGGCGGCUGCUGCAGCUCUGGGGGCGGCGGCUGCUGCCUGAGCCACCACAGGCGACGCAGUUCCCACCGUCACAGACACCAGAGCCCUGGCUGCUGCAGCCAGCCCUCGGGGGGCUCCAGCUGCUGUGGAGGGGGCAGCGGUCAGUCGUCUGGAGGCUGCUGCUGAAGUGGACCCUGAGCCAAGGAGCGCAGGCUUGGGGACAGCGAGUGGCCAAAGCCCUCCUCCUGUUCCUGCUCCCCCUGCUGGGCCUGCCCAAGGGGCUGAGGGGUCUGAGUGCAGCCUUGAGCUCAGGCCCAGAGGAUCCCUGUGCCCUGGUGCCCAGAAGCCACAACCCCUCCCCCAAACCCAUUUACUCACCUCCUCCCCCAUAUGUGUGGCUGCCCUGGGAACCCAAAGCACAGACCCUAGGUCCUUCAGGAGCUUACCUUGUUGUAAACCCAGCCUGAUGUGAAACAAUAAAACUAGACAUCUUC
Messenger RNA from Mirounga angustirostris (Northern elephant seal), 766 nucleotides. Its product is annotated as late cornified envelope protein 1C-like. The transcript is spliced from 2 exons. The coding region runs from base 168 to 458 and encodes 96 amino acids. The record is from RefSeq and is a predicted model, not a curated record. Gene Ontology annotation, biological process: epidermis development. NCBI's taxonomy places the organism in Eukaryota, Metazoa, Chordata, Mammalia, Carnivora, Phocidae.